This is a messenger RNA of Corylus avellana, 3411 nucleotides long. RefSeq names its product RNA recognition motif (RRM)-containing protein. The record is from RefSeq and is a predicted model, not a curated record. Gene Ontology annotation, biological process: RNA processing. Lineage: Eukaryota; Viridiplantae; Streptophyta; Magnoliopsida; Fagales; Betulaceae. Gene Ontology annotation, molecular function: RNA binding. Gene Ontology annotation, cellular component: nucleus.
CUUGUUCUGGCCAUUCCGACCCGACUCGACUCGACUCCGUAUUAUCUGUGGCGAAACCUCUCCGAGAACUCGCGCAAGUAGGUCCUCUUCUGCAAGCUUUAGAACCCUAGAAACGGACAGGAUUCGUAUCGCUCCACUCUGACCUACUCGAAGUUGAUGCAAAGAUGAGUUCGCGGAAGAAGACGCCUUUCCAGAAGCAUAGAGAGGAAGAGGAGGCAAAGAAAAAGAGAGCGGAGGACGAAACAGCUCGAUUAUACCAAGAGUUUCUGGAAUCAUUUCAAGGGGAUAUAACGCCUGGGUCGAAGGCUUUUGUUCGAGGAGGAACCAUCAAUCCCAAUGAGAAAGUGAAGCCUGAUACCGAAGGUGAAAAGUUCAAAGAUGGGGUAUCUGUUCCAAAGAAGGGAAGUAGGUAUGUUCCAUCUUUCAUACCACCUCCUUUGGCAGCUAAGGGAAAAGAAUAUGAAAAGAAAGAGGAGGAAAAGCCGAAGGAAAAAGAGAAAGGUAAGUCUCGGAACAUAGAUCAUUUUAUGGAGGAGCUGAAGCGUGAGCAAGAAAUGAGGGAAAGACGAAAUCAAGAGCGUGAACAUUGGCGUGAUGGGCGCCACAAUGAACAUUCUGCUCUAUCUAGUCACUUUGAUGAACUGCCUGAUGACUUUGACCCAAGUGGAAAGAUUCCUGGGUCAUUUGAUGAUGGUGAUCCACAAACUACUAAUCUCUAUGUUGGAAAUCUCUCACCUCAGGUCGACGAAAAUUUUCUUCUACGGACUUUCGGAAGAUUUGGCCCUAUUGCUAGUGUGAAGAUAAUGUGGCCUAGGACAGAAGAGGAGCGAAGGCGACAAAGAAAUUGUGGUUUUGUAGCUUUCAUGAAUAGAGCUGAUGGACAGGCUGCAAAGGAUGAAAUGCAAGGAGUUGUUGUUUAUGAAUAUGAGUUGAAGAUUGGAUGGGGUAAGUCUGUUGCUCUACCUUCACAAGCGCUGCCUGCUCCUCCACCAGGACAUAUGGCGAUCCGGAGUAAGGAGGGUAGCACUGUAAUUUUGUCUGGUCCAUCAGGCCCACCAGUCACUUCUGUUCCAAGUCAGAAUUCUGAACUGGUUCUUACCCCAAAUGUUCCCGACAUAAUGGUUUUUCCACCCAAUGAUGAUCAUCUCCGCCAUGUGAUUGACACAAUGGCUCUCUAUGUUCUGGACGGAGGAUGCGCCUUCGAACAAGCUAUUAUGGAGAGAGGUCGUGGCAAUCCUCUCUUUGAUUUUUUGUUUGAACUUGGCUCGAAGGAGCAUACUUACUAUGUCUGGAGGCUCUAUUCCUUUGCUCAGGGUGAUACCCUUCAAAGAUGGCGAACAGAGCCUUUUAUCAUGAUAACUGGCAGUGGAAGAUGGAUUCCCCCACCUCUUCCAACAGUAAAAAGCCCAGAGCAUGAAAAGGAGUCUGGCUCCACGUAUGCUGCAGGAAGAAGCAGGCGCGUGGAACCAGAAAGAACACUUACUGAUUCACAGAGGGAUGAGUUUGAGGAUAUGCUGCGUGCUUUAACGUUAGAGAGGAGUCAGAUAAAGGAAGCUAUGGGGUUUGCCCUGGAUAAUGCUGAUGCAGCUGGAGAGAUAGUCGAAGUUCUGACAGAAUCUUUGACACUUAAGGAAACUCAUAUUCCAACUAAAGUUGCAAGGCUUAUGCUCGUUUCUGACAUUCUUCAUAAUAGUAGUGCUCCUGUAAAGAAUGCUUCUGCAUACCGCACCAGAUUUGAAGCAGCAUUACCUGACAUUAUGGAGAGCUUUAAUGAUUUGUUUCGCAGCAUCACAGGAAGGAUUACUGCAGAGGCCCUUAAGGUAAACUGUACAAUCUCUCUUUUUUUGGGCUUUCAGUCUUUAUCUAAUUUAUUUAGUUUGUUUCUGAUUCAUUGUAAAUCUUUGUCUGAAAUUUUGAAGGAACGAGUACACAAAGUGUUGCAAGUCUGGUCAGACUGGUUUUUGUUUUCAGAUGCAUAUGUGAAUGGUUUACGAGCUACUUUUCUUCGACCUGGGAACUGUGGUGUCAUCCCAUUUCAUUCCAUAUGUGGUGAUGCGCCAGAACUAGAAAAAAAGACUACUUCUGAAGAUACAGGUGAUGGGAGUAAGGCCAACCAAGAUGCUGCAUUGGCAAUGGGCAAGGGAGCAGCUAUGAAGGAGCUAAUGAGUCUUCCCCUCGCUGAGCUAGAAAGACGUUGCAGACAUAAUGGAUUGUCUCUUGUUGGUGGUAGAGAAAUGAUGGUUGCACGGUUGCUAAGUCUGGAAGAGGCAGAAAAACAAAGGGGUUAUGAAUUAGAUGAUAAUUUGAAAUAUGCACAGAGCCAUUCGAGUUCUGGCAGAUAUUCCAAUAGUCAUAAUAGAGAAAUGAAUAUGGAACCAGAGUUAGUGGGUCUGACUGGAUGGAACAGUUAUGGAGAGGAUGAUGUGCAGUCACAAGGCGAAGAGUCUGUUCCUUUGGCUCCGACCCCUCCCAUUCUCCAGCCUGAACUAAAAGCUUUCUCAAAGAAAGACAAAAAUGAUCCUGUUUUGCCAGCAUCUAAAUGGGCUCGAGAGGAUGGUGAAAGUGAUGAUGAACAAAAGAGUAGUGGUUUGGGUCUGGGAUUGAGCUACUCUUCUUCUGGAAGUGAGAAUGCUGGUGAUGGUCCUAGUAAGGCUGAUGAGAUGGAGUUUGCAACUGGUACAAGCAUCCCAGCGCAACUUGACACUGGAAUGAAUGAAGAGCAGAGGCAAAAGUUAAGACGUCUAGAGGUGGCUUUGAUAGAAUAUCGUGAAUCCCUUGAAGAGCGGGGAAUCAAAAAUUCAGAGGAAAUUGAGAGGAAAGUUUCAAUUCGCCGGAAACAGCUACUAUCUGAAUAUGGGUUAUUAGAUGCUAACGAUGAUUCGUCAGGGAACAAGAGAACAUCUUCAGAGAGGAGGGACAGACGGGAUGGUAGCAGCGACUCUUCUAGAAAGCGGCACCGGAGCCAGAGCCAAAGUGAGAGUCCACCACGAAAAUCAUCCAACCGAGGCAAGGAAAGGGAACAUGCAUUGAGCAGGGACAGGGAAAGACAUAGGGAUAGAGAUAGAACUCAUGAUUUUGAAAGUGAGAGAGGGAAGCGGGAUCGGGAACGUGAGAAGAGUGGUAGCAAAGAGAGGGAUGACCCUGACAGGGGUAGAGGCAGAGAAAGAGAAAGAGACAGAGACGGGGAUAGGAGAAGACGAGCAAAGUGAGUUAUUCUCUGGGUUGGUUUUUUGAGAAUUCAGGUGGAAUGUUUUGAGAUGAAGAGAUGCCCAUGUAGUUGGUCCAGGGUUGGCUGCCAUGAAAAAGUUUCUGUUUUCACUGUUAUGAAAGAAGAAAUUUCUUUCCAUUUCUUGUAUAAACCCCCAAGAGGAAACCUGUUUCUUGUUAAAUUGUAUUAGAUGUGUUAACAUU